Molecule: messenger RNA, 2217 nt
Organism: Caenorhabditis briggsae
Lineage: Eukaryota; Metazoa; Nematoda; Chromadorea; Rhabditida; Rhabditidae
Exons: 8
Coding region: 1-2217 (738 amino acids)
Molecular function (GO): acyltransferase activity, transferring groups other than amino-acyl groups
Source: RefSeq, a predicted model, not a curated record
AUGAAAUUAUUUUUAUUGUUAUUUCUCAGCAGUUUUAGUAUUGGAUCAGCAACAACGGAUAACUGGACGAAUCUCCACCGCCACCCCAAAAACAUCACCGGAGUUUCAACGAAAUGCCAAAAUGACACAGAAACUUGGCUGAAAUCCCUUGAAAUUCUCAAAAUCGUCUCUCUAGAAUGUCUAAUCUCCAAAAAAUGCUCCAAAACCGAGCUCAAACUUCUAGAAGAAAACUUCUACGCCCUGGAACAACUGGAUGCAUUUGGAAAGUUUCCAAGUACCGGUAUAUUCGAAAUUCCAUUACUUUUCGAUGGCUCUUAUCAAGAGUGCCAAAGAAUUUCCGGUAAAAAAUACGACACGAAUUACUGCUACGUGGUCUUGGUGCCUGGAAAGGACUCCAAAAAAUGCCACGUGGAUAAAAACGGAGAUUCAACGCCUACAACAAUAUUCUGGAGAAGUGCAGUAUGUAUGUCGAAUAAUUGUAACCAACAGGAAAUUUCCAAUAUUUUCAAUCAAAUUUCGGAUAUUCCAUUCACGGCUUGCGGUGCUCAUUGCUCAUCUUUCCCAGUUCAGAAAACUCCUUUUUUUUGGAUUUUCUCAAUUUUUCUAGCUGUUAUCAUUCUGAUUGCUUUGGUUGCUACUUUUGUGGAUUUCCUUCUGGAUUCAUUUGGAGAAACUAAAAAAGAGAGACAUUUGGCACUUCGGAUUUUUCUAACUUUUUCAUUUUGGACAAACGCUGAAAUUAUUUUAUCUGUUAAAGAACAAAAGCCGGGAUUCAUCAAAUGUUUGGAUUGCAUUCGAUUUUUGUCCAUGUUAUGGGUUGUGUCUGGCCACACAAUGGGUGGAAUUGGGUUUCCAGGUGAGUUGUAUGUCCUCCUACCCGUCACUUCUUUUAACAAACAUUUAUGGAAUCAUCUAAUCCUGAACGCCUUCUUCUCCGUCGACACCUUCUUCCUCCUUUCCGGUAUCGUCGUGGCUUAUUUAUUUUUCAAAAACCCCCUCAAAAAAGCUCAAAUCACUAGUCCAAUCACCUGGAUUCUAUUUUAUGUCCAUAGAUACCUCCGAUUGACUCCGCCCCUUAUGAUCUUCAUCGGAUUUUAUAUUGCUUAUAGCGAAUAUAUACAAGGACCAACAGCAGCCGCUGGAUUGAGUGAGUCAAUUUCAAAAUUCGAAUUUUCAAAGGUUCUGAAAAUUCCAGAUUCCAUAACCUACGCCGUCAACGGGUGCAAGAAAACCUGGUGGCGAAAUCUCCUCUACAUUAAUAAUUUUGGUGACAGUACCCAAGCAUGCUACGGCAUCACCUGGUACCUAGCAGUGGAUACCCAAUUAUACUUAAUUGCCCCAAUUAUCCUAAUUGCUCUCUGGUUCUCUUUCCUCUUUGGUUUUCUUACUGUAGUUGCUGGGUGUGCAGGUAGUAUAAUUACUGUAUAUAUUCUCUACGCUCAAUAUCAUUUACCAGCUGAUCAAUUUGGAAAAGGAAAUCUCCUGGAUUUCGGAAAAAUGAUUUACCAAAAACCUUGGAUCAGAUGUACCCCAUAUUUGGUUGGAUUAUUGGUUGGUUACGGAUUAACGAAUUUCGGAAAAAGGAGAAUCCGACUUAAUUGGUAUUUGGCGAUUAUUGGAUGGUUAAUUGCUUUGGGAAUUGCAAUCGCUUGUCUUUUUAGUACGAAUGAUUAUGAUAAGGGAGCUGUUUGGACAGACUUCGAAAAAGCCACCUACUACAAUUUUUCCCGUUUCCUAUGGUCAAUUGCUGUCUCCUGGGUCAUCGUUGCUAAUCAUAUGGGCUGGGGAGGACCAAUCAAUAAUUUCAUGUCCCAUCCGAUAUGGCAACCAUUGGGCAGGCUGUCCUACUGUGCCUACAUUGUCCAUUUCUUUUUAAUUCCAUUUUAUGAAAAUCUAGAUGUUUCUCCAAUGCAUUAUUACUCGACUUUUCAAAUUGUGAGUUUUGCCGCCAAAUUUGAAAAUUUUAAAUUUGAAAAAAAAAUCAAAUUUCAGUGGAUCUACUACGCGGUCCCGAUCACUAUAAUUGCCUAUAUUUUUGCAUUUUUCUGGAGUUGUCUUUUUGAAAUUUCGACUUUGAAAUUGGAAAAAAUGUUGAUAGAGGCGAUUCUGGGUGCUGGACAUCAGAGGGCUUCUGGAAAAAUUGAUGACGUGACAAAAGUGGAAAAAUUGGAAAAAGAAAAAGAAGAGAAAUCUGAAAAUGUCGAAACCAAACUUUAA